Amphibalanus amphitrite is the source of this 1793-nucleotide messenger RNA. RefSeq names its product pollen-specific leucine-rich repeat extensin-like protein 1. NCBI's taxonomy places the organism in Eukaryota, Metazoa, Arthropoda, Thecostraca, Balanomorpha, Balanidae. Bases 216 to 1439 code for a protein of 407 amino acids. The transcript has 3 exons. The record is from RefSeq and is a predicted model, not a curated record.
UCAUUGCGGCCGACCGGUCGGUCAGGACGGGUCUCCACCUCCUCCCGUGUCGCCGGCUCCGAGCGGUGCACGUAAAAGGCGGCUCACCCAGGCCAGGUCGUCAGUCGACCCAGAGCCAUCUCAGGAGUCAGAGCAGCAGACCCCAGGAGACCCAGGGAGCUGAACACAGAGAGACGCGGGAAGACACCACAGAGAGACGAGCGCAGCCGCCAGAGAUGAAAACGUUCGGCGCGAUCCUCCUGGCCUCGUUGGCAGUCGCAGUGCGUUCUGAUGGAGGCGGAGGCGGUCGUCAUUUCGGUGGUGGCCACGGCGGGUUCCGUCCGGCUCCCUUCCAUGGAGGAUAUGGCGGCCCUGGCCCUAUCGGCCCUAUCGGUCACGGCCCUAUCGCCCACGGCCCUAUUGGCCCGGUCGGCUACGGCGCCGGAUACGGCUAUGGCGGCCACAGCCACGGCUACAGCAUCCGGCCGACCAAGUUCAUCCUAGAGGUCGGAGAGUACGGCAGCGGGGGCGGCUUCAAGGGUCACGGAGGUCACGGAGGUCACGGCGGACAUGGGGGCGGCGGUGGCCACAAGGGCGGCCAGGGCGGCCACAAGGGAGGCCACAAGGGCAAGGGCGGAGGCGGCGGCCGCAAGAAGAUCAUCCACGUGCACCACUACCACCGCACCCCGGUGUACACCCACCCCGUGCCCGUGCCCGUGUACGGCGCCCCUGCCCCCGUGUACGGCGCCCCGGCUCCGGUGUACGGCGCCCCGGCCUUCCACACUCAGGGUCGCAAUAUUGGAGGACCCGGACCGAUCGCUGUCGGCCACGGAAACCGCGGCAGCAUCUACCCGGCUCCGCGGCCGCCGGUGCACCCCCCCGUGUCGCCGGUGCACCCUGCGCCUGUCCACCAGCCGCACCCAGUCCCUGUCCACCAGCCGUACCCCGCUCCAAUCGUCCACCCCGCACCCAUUCACCCUGCUCCUAUCCACCCCGCCCCCAUCAAUCAGGGCUUUGGACCCAUCAAGCAGCAGGGUAUCACCUUUGACUCCCAGGGCGCGUCGUUCGACUCCCAGCGCGAUUUGUUCAUCUCUCAGGGCCCCGUGACCACCAGCACGACGACGACCAUUUCUCAGGGACCGGUCAUCCACUCGGACGGCGGCAGCAGCGUGUCGCAGUCGCUGGGCCCCGUUCGGGAGACGUUCACCAGCAGCUCCCAGCAGGCCGAGAAGCCGCUGCCGCCCGUCUUCUCCUCGGGCAGCGCCGUGGACGUGCCGCAGUCGGCCGGACCGCUGCCGCUCGCCACCGGGGAUGACAGCUUUGACGACAGCUUCCCGCCGCACGGACAGUCGGCCGGGCCGAGCGUGUCGCUCUCCGACGCUGUGGAGGUGCCCCAGCAGGACUUUGACAUCAGCGCGCCGCUCAACAACGGGCUCUACUCUACCCCCAACCGGAGUUAGAGGCCCCGCCGCGUACUAAUGUAGGAUAGAAAAUGGAGUUGAUGUGUCGGCAGAGUGUUCGAGCCUUGUGUGUCUGAGGCUGAGAUACCCCAGCACUAUCGAAUGCUCGAACAGCAAAGAGAGUUACGUACUUAACCGCCUCAUCUUUGCCUUGGACUCACGCCAGCACACUACUCUUCCUUAGCUCAAUGAUACUGCUCAAUGCGUUGUUAUGUGACUUGUUUUUUUUUACGGCACGAGCGAUCGCACGUGUCGACUGCCAUUGUGUGAUUGUAUCAUCUGCCAUUGCAUGAUUUUUUGUUACAUACCAGUGCCAGUGGUGUGACUGGAGAGACGAAAUAAACCUCAAACCAG